This is a messenger RNA of Capronia epimyces CBS 606.96, 327 nucleotides long. RefSeq lists its product as uncharacterized. The coding region runs from base 1 to 327 and encodes 108 amino acids. The transcript has 2 exons. The record is from RefSeq and is a predicted model, not a curated record. NCBI's taxonomy places the organism in Eukaryota, Fungi, Ascomycota, Eurotiomycetes, Chaetothyriales, Herpotrichiellaceae.
AUGUGCCUCCUCAAAUUGAACGAUGACGAUGACGGUGCCCUUCGCCUGACCGAAGACCUUCACGACAACAUUCCCGCCUACGCUAUCCUCUCACAUACGUGGGGUGACGACAAAGACGAGGUGACUUUGGACCACCUUGACGGGAAGAUGAAGGCUGGCUACACAAAGAUGAAAUUCUGUGGCGAACGGGCCGAGAAAGACAAUCUCAAACAUUUCGAGGCCAUCAACUCUAUGUUUCGCUGGUACUGUGACGCCGCGAAUUGCUACGUCUACCUGUCAGACGUGUCGGUCUCUAAGGGAGACGAGGAUCAUAUCAGAGCGGCAUAG